Molecule: messenger RNA, 3298 nt
Organism: Periophthalmus magnuspinnatus
Lineage: Eukaryota; Metazoa; Chordata; Actinopteri; Gobiiformes; Gobiidae
Gene: slc35g2a
Product: solute carrier family 35 member G2a
Exons: 2
Coding region: 303-1655 (450 amino acids)
Cellular component (GO): membrane
Source: RefSeq, a predicted model, not a curated record
AGUAGCAGCAGUGGCAGUAGCAGCAGUAGCAGAGGAGGAGCGUCUGUUUUCGAUCCUCAGUGAUGGGUUGCGCGCGGGAGGAGCAGGUCACCAUUACGCGCGCGGUGGAGAGGGUGCGCUGAGGUGCCCGGGACCAGCACCAACGAGAACGAGGCGCGUAAAAGCGACGUCCUUGAGCGUGUGGAAAGCACUGCGGAGGAAGAAUCAAGAUGAAAAUCAAACUAUGGAACGUACAGAAGAGGCUCUGACUGUGAAACCGUGAACAAACCCGAGCAAGUUUUUGUCCAAUCUGACGCCCCAUCAUGGAGUCGGCUCACCUUCUGGGCACCUCGAAGAAGAGAGUGAAGAUCCACCCGCACACAGUGACCGCCCAAUACGCCACCCGCGCCCCUUACUCCCCCCAACCGGGCAUCCACACCCACUUCCCCCAACCUGGAGACGAGGGCUACGACGACGCGCCAUCCUUCGAGGACUUUGGAUCUUUCUUAGAAGAGACAUCGGACAAAAAACGUUUAACAGAAGGCAAGAAAUGGCCGCUGACUUUAUUCACCUCAAAAGACAGCGCCCCGAAGUCUCCAUCUGCAGCGGGGACGAGUGGAGAGGGUGCGGACGGUAGAGCACCCAAGGGAUCCUCCAGUAAAGGCGUAGGGGAGCAGCUGGCUAGUUUUGGGGAAGCUUCGGUGUCUGCGUCUCGGUUGACAUGGCUGGGGUUACUUGGAGCAGGAUUAGCGCACGCCGUUCUCAUCGUGCUAACCAGAGUUGCAUCCGAACAGUUCAAAUUGGGUCCGCUGUUUUUGCUGUUGGUGCGGUCCGUUCUUCAACUCAUUUCUAUCGCCGUGCCGCUACAAAAAGGUGAAAAUCCGUUCGGACCGAGCGGCUAUCGGCUUCACCUCCUCUUCUAUGGCAUUGCGUACUCACUCUCCUUGUGUUGCGCCUACUCCUCUUUGACUUUUAUCUCCAAUGGCAACGCCACGACAACAUGGCGACUCAUGACCACGGCCCUCUCCGCCAUCCUCGCGUUUCUGCUCCUCGAAGAACGAUUAGGUUUGACAGACGUUAUCUCGAUCAUCGCUGGACUUUUUGGAUUGGGGCUUGUCUUGCUUCCUACAGUUGACGAGUACAACGUGGACACUCCUUCAGACCCUGUUGUGUUUUGGAAAGGGGCGUUUGGUUGGUCGCUCUCUGCACUUGCAGGACUUUGGAUGGCGUUAGCGCUCGUUGGAUACCGAUCGCUAAAGGAAAAAGUUGGCGUGGGCACUGCCCUCUUCACAGUCAGCUGGACAGGUUGUAUUCUGUCUCCUGCUACUCUUGCUCUUCUCCAGGAGGGGUGGUCUUGGCCAAUGAGCGCCCAAGCUUGGGGGCUUAUUCUGGGACUAGUCACUUGCUCCGUCGCUGCCUUCUUGGGGAUGACUCACGCUCUCACUCGCCUACACCCCGCGAUAGUUUCGGCAUCUCAAACUGUGGAGGUACCUCUCGCCAUGCUCCUGUACCUCGCCGUACUGCCAGAACCGCCCUCCGCACUCGAAAUCAUCGGGAACGUUUUUGUUUUAAUAAGUGUGAGUUGGAUGGUGGCGAUGAAGUUGUUACCGUCCCGAGUUGUGCCCCGACGCCAAAGGGAGGAGUACGAAGAGAUCCUGGAUUCACCCAUUAAAUAGAUGACUCACAGCUCUCACAAUGCCAAGAAACACAACCUCAAAUGCAAAAUAUGUUGGGGCACUUUGUAAAAGCCAGAAUGUAUUUUUUCCUUUUACUUGAUCAAAGAAAAUAACACGAUUCUUUCCACUUACACACCAGGGCAGUAUUUCUCAAACUGUUGUAUGUGAAAUGAUUGUGGUGGUUCAUAACUUCUUCAUUGAAAAAAAAUCCUUUGUUGUAAUGUUGUCCUUUUUUAGACUUGGGCUAGUUUAGACCUGGUAUAGUCCUGGUUUAGACCUGGUGAUACUUGGAAAGCCAAGUUUGAGAAGCUGCAAUAAAAUGUCAUUAGAUAAACUGAUUUAAACUAUUUUACACAUUUCAAAAUUGUAACCGGCAGCAAAAGCCUUAUUCAUUGUUUUAUAUUCAUAUAUUUAUUGCUGAUGCAGAUUUAAAGUUAAGGUAGAAUCAUAGACUGUAUAUGUAAAUGGACAUAGCUGAACUGCUAGCAUGAUAGCAAGUGAUCAUAGACGUGCUUCCAGCUCCAUCAACUCUGGCUUAAAUUAAUUUUACAUAAAAAAAAUUGUCAUGUCUCUCUCUUCUUAUCAUUUGGCCUUUAAAUGUUCGCAUUAUUAUUGUUUUUAUUUCGCUAUUUUGUCCGUAAAUCAAGGUAUGACCAUUAAUAAUGAACAAAUCAGGUGUCUUCUUUCCCCAAAGUCACUCCCGCUAGCGUUAGCAACCGAUUUGAUUGACAGCGUUGCUAAGCUCCCACUCUCUCCUAAACCAGCUUGAAAUUUUCAUAUUAUUAUUGUUUUUAAUUCGCUAUUUUAUCCGUAAAAUCAAGAUAUGACCAUUAAUAACCAACAAAUCAGGUGUCUUCUUUCCCCGAGGUCAAUGCCGCUAGCGUUAGCAACAGAUUUGAUUGACAGCUUUGCUAAGCUCCCACUCUUUCCCAAACCAGCUUAAAAUGUUUGUUAUUAUUGUUUUUAUUUCGCUAUUUUGUCUGUAAAUCAAGAUAUGACCAUUAAUAACCAACAAAUCAGACGCCUUCUUUACCCAAGGUCACUCGGGUAAAGAAGGCAUUAGCAACAGGUUUGAUUGACAGCGUUGCUAAGUGCCCACUCUCUCGUAAACCAGGAGGAUGUUAUCUCCAACAGCGUGGCUCCGGAUUGGCUCUUUGGUUACUAUGAUACUCGCAGUUGGAAUUGCAAAUGUGAAACUCGGCUCUAAAUUCGCCGCUAUAACUGCUAGUAUCGAUUAGCUUCAUGUGACUGGAGCUGAACGCUGUGGGUGACGUCACGUUCACUUUGUCUGCUUAUUUAUACAGUCUGUGCGUAGGAUUUAUUGUGCUAAUCUUGGGGUAGGUUACUGGUGGCGAGGAGUACCUAGCUUGAGAAUUAGCCCAUAUAGUGCACUGAAAACUGCCCAAAAACGUGCAAAUUCCACCAAAAAACCCCCGCCAUAUUGACACAAGGAUCUUUACAAAGUGUCCCGACUGUUUCUGAACCUGCGUUUGUCAUACUGAUUGUACAUAAGAGACUUGAUGCUAAAUGUUUACUGAAGCUUUAUCUAUUUUGUAUCGUCUUUGCUUUUGGGAAAGUGCCAAUCUUGUGUUGUUUGUUCAGUGAUGUCGUGAUCAUGUGACAUUAAAAUUAACGAAAAGCAC